Phalaenopsis equestris is the source of this 735-nucleotide messenger RNA. RefSeq lists its product as uncharacterized. NCBI's taxonomy places the organism in Eukaryota, Viridiplantae, Streptophyta, Magnoliopsida, Asparagales, Orchidaceae. Gene Ontology annotation, cellular component: chloroplast. The transcript has 3 exons. The record is from RefSeq and is a predicted model, not a curated record. Bases 26 to 595 code for a protein of 189 amino acids.
CCUAAGCCCCAAAGAUAAAAAAGAUAUGUUUUUUCUCCUCCUAUUUUCUCCUCCCAUAGAAGAAGGAAGGAUGAUGCGAGCUCUCGACAUCCUUCCCUCCUCCAUCCCACCUCAGUUCCGGCGGCAGCUCCUCUACCCCUCACCUUCCCCUCCUUCUCUCUUCUUCUCAUACCCCACAAAACCCUAUUCGGCAAAAUCCCCACCCUCCUCCUUCCCGCGCCGAUCCACUGCCCUCCGCAGCAGCAUCAAUGGCGAGAAGCCCGACGAAUCCGUCUUCUUCGACGAGGAUGGCGUGAUCGGCGACAUGGACGGGUAUCUCAAUCACGUCUCUCUUGAAUACGACUCCGUUUGGGACACCAAACCCUACUGGUGCCAACCGUGGACGAUAGUGCUAACAGGAGCGAUUGUGACCCUGUCGAGUUGGUUAUGGCUCCACUCAGUUGUAAUCAGUAUUGGUAUUUUAUGUUUGGUAUCUGCAUGGUGGUACAUUUUCCUCUACGCCUACCCCAAGGCUUAUUCUAACAUGAUCGCUGAGCGAAGGAAAAACGUGAACAGUGGUGCUGAAGAUAGUUUUGGCUUCCCAAACAGUCAGUGAGUAUAACUGAAAUAUGUGUGGGUUUAUUUUUAGCCUUAUUACACUUUUAAGUCUUUUUAUGUAAAUUAAUUAUUUAUUAAGUAUGUAUUAGUGAAAUUGUUCAGUCCAUACAGCUUGGUCUGUAAGCAGGCAUGGCUAUU